Molecule: messenger RNA, 2512 nt
Organism: Amoebophrya sp. A25
Lineage: Eukaryota; Dinophyceae; Syndiniales; Amoebophryaceae
Source: the annotation of a GenBank genome assembly
UUGUCAGCGGUGGACAUACAAGAGUGCUGUGCUGUGCUUCUCGAUAAGAAGAGAAAUAUUACCGAGAGCAGUUCCAUUUGGCCAGGAACAUCAUGCAGUAGUAGCAGCUCUUCAGCCGUGAAAGUCGACGAGUUCUCGCUGCAACAAGUGCCAUGCCCUUUGUCUUGGUGUUCAGACCUCGCAUCCGAAGGGUCUUCUAAGUCCAAAAUGUUGUGCCAUUUCAUCAACAAGAUUCUUGCGCGCGAGGACGUUUCCCUCUAUGCCAAAUCAGCAUUUGCGUUUGCUACAACAGUCAAGCUAUUUGGAUUAGAUCACGCGCACAUGGAGCAGCAGGGACAACUUUCAUCGUUCUCUAUUAGUACUAAAAAUGAUUGCACAGUAACGAGACCGACAGCAAUCGCUUCAUCUACCUCAUCUUCUAGUAGCUGUAAUGCUGGACGAUCACACUUUAUGUUUAUGGAUACGUCCGAGAAAACAUCUGCAGGUACCCGGACAAGAACUAGAAGCCCCAGAAGAACAAAUCAAGAAAGUUUUGCUUCAAGUUUAGGACCUCUGCUUUCACCAGGAAGAGAAGCAACAGAGUGUCCACCUCUUGAGGGUCCGAGGAUGUUUGUCGAUGAAAGACCACGACGAGGACGAGCCAGUAAGAAGAGCAAGGAGAGCCACACGCAUCAUAUUCAACAGGACACAUUUGCAUCUGCACAACAUCCGCAAGAUCAAAAGAAGGAUUCCUUUGGUAUGAUACUUGGUCGUGUUGUAGCGUCCUGGAUUUUGCGUAGUUCCGGACCGUUACCUUUUCCAGUGCAUCGGAUUCUCGCUUCCGAACCAGGAGUCGAGGACGUGAUGGAUCUGCUCGUAUCCUCACAUACAGGUACAGAGGCUCGACCCGAUGAUCAAACGAAAAAGAGGGAAGAAGGGGGUGAUGGCGAUUCCUGUUCGAAUGAUAAAGCACUACUAGCAAUUAACGGUGGUCCAGGUCGUGGAGGGCAUUCUGGUUGCGAAGGCCAACGCGAAAAGAUUUUGUCAUCUCUACACGAGAGAUGUCCUCCACCUAGUACAGGUACAGCCAUUGUCCUAGCAGAGGGGAGCGACAUCAGAAUCAGUACUGAUGUCGUGACGACCGCCUUGCUUCAGGAGGUAGGGCAAGAACUACCAGAAUCGCAACCACGACAUGGUGAAACUAGAAUUGUAGAACAGUCACUAGGAGAUUGGGAAUUGCUCGCAGCCGGAGAACCGCCAGCAAAAAGAGCAAAGACAGAUAGGCGACCAGGAGCUGCGUCAUCGAGUAGUAGCGCGAGCGCACCAACGAGUGUGUCGACCGUUCGACGUCGAUAUUACAAUCCACAGGUGGUGCAACAAGGCACAGGCAGUAUCGUUCUGACGACAGGACCCACUCCGGCUUUGGUGCCAUUUGUUCCACAGCAAUUUCUCGUCCGAGCAAAUACUAGUACUAGCACGACAUCUUCAGCCUCAGAGCCACAGUUGGAAGGAAAUCAACGUAAUACUAGAACACUUGCUUCUGUAGACGAUGAUGCGCAUCUAGGGCAGGAGCUAGAAGGGCAUAAUCGUGCAGCUUCCGUGCCUGCUUUGGGGCAAGUGAUUGCGUCCUCUUCAUCUACCACAACGCCAGAUAAAGCGGAGCGCACAGCCACGAGUCCAGAGACUACAGCAGCGCCAUCUUCUGGGUCCAGCACCCCAUCUGAGAAUCAACAACCUUCAAGUUCAAGUAGUUCGACAAUGAAGAUGGAAGGCGAGGAAGACCAGGGUGUGUUGAUGACAUGCAUGGAGGACGGGGCUGAAGCUGCCCGAUCAAUUCCACCUGCACCUAUACAAGAAGUCUCCAGACCUACUGCCGAGACUACAAUAACAACAUCAAAGCAGAACUUCAGCACUUCUUCUACUUCUGCCUUUACAGGAGCACCCCAGGAGCGCAUCGAAAGCCCACCGUGUGAAAAUACUCCGACGUCGUCAAACCUAGUAGAUGAAAAAGGGCUCAAAGAACAUCAACGUCCUGACGGGAACGGCGGAGGUAAAAGCAUCUCACCACCAUCGCCUUCCCGACCCUAUGGAACUACCGAUGAAAGUGCCGGCGCUCUUGUUAGUACGACUGACUCUUCUUUUGGUACUGACUUUGUGAACAGAAUGCCUGCGACAGAGUUGGCCCUUGUUGUUGAUGAAGAUGUCCAUAUGCAAUGUUCCUGUUCGAGCCCAAAAAAACAGCCGCACAAGAAGAAGAUGAACGCGCCUCAGGCUCCUGCUCAGGGGUUUUCUGGUCAAGAAAUGGAAGAUAAUGCAGACUUGUCUGCUCCGGAAAUAGGUCUUCUGGCGGCCUAUAUUCUAGCUGCGGUGAAUCGUGGCUGGGAGACAUUCGAAACGCUGUUGGAGGAACGCGUUUUGACGAGAGAGAGGCAAGAACGCGACAAGAGACGUGACGCAGCUCGUCGGGAGUUUCUACACCGCGCGCGGACGGAGGAAACCUGUGCAAUCUGUUUUGAGCCACAUCCCAACGUUA